GGCUGUCAAAAGUAUUGGCACUCUACGCUUCCGGCUAUCGAAAGUAUUGGCGCCUGAUCCGAAUUUUGCCAUGGCAAGCAGCACACAUUUUCUUCAGGAAAUAAAAUGUUUGAAGGAUUUUUACACGCACCCCUGCUCUCAUCAGACAGAACCUCGAUUGGGAAACACUGGAAUAAACGGUGAGGAAGUGAAAGUGAAAGUCAGUCUCCAUUUUGUGUGGAGGGGAAAAUACAGCAUUUCAGGAGUAAAAACACAGGUUUGAUUUAACACACCGAUGUUGGAGUGAAGUAAACGUGUGUCCUGCUGUAAUCUGGAGAAGGAGACAUGACCUCCAACAUGAGUGUGUCUGGAGAACAGGACUUAAAGAGAGACGAGAGAAUGAUGGAGGGAAAGAGAUCAGACUCACCAGAACCCAGCUGUGUGUCCAUGAAGAGUGACCAGUCAAUGGGAUGUCCAUUUAACUUCAGAGACGGAGCCAGUUCUCCUGAUGUGAGACCACAACAGAAGACAUCAAACCUCAGCAGAAAUCAGCUGGACUCCAUAUUCAAGGAGCUGGAACACAAAGUCAUCACUCUGAUAAAGAAUGAGCUGAAGAGGUUUAGGAAGCUCCUGAGUCCAGAUUACCCAGCAUGCACUGAGAGGGAGGUGGAGGAUGAGGAGGAUCUGCACAGUGUCAGAGACGGAGCGCUGAAGAUCACACUGCACGUCCUGAAGAACAUGAACCACACAGAUCUCGCUAACACACUGCACAACAAACUCGUCUCUGUGUAUCAGACAAAGCUGAAAUCCAGCCUGAGAGAGAAGUUUAAAAGAAUUAAUGAAGGAAUCUCACAGCAUGGAAGCUCAGCACUUCUGAAUGAGAUCUACACAGAGCUCUACAUCACAGAGGGGUGGAGUGGAGACGUCAAUAAUGAACAUGAGGUGAGACAGAUUGAGACAGCGUCCAGGAGACCAGCAACACAGGAGACACCCAUCAAAUGUAAUGAUCUCUUUAAAGACAAGUCCAUCAGAGGUGUGCUGACUAAAGGAGUUGCUGGAAUUGGAAAAACAGUCUCUGUGCAGAAGUUCAUUCUGGACUGGGCUGAAGGAAAAGCAAAUCAGGACGUCACCUUCAUGUUUCCACUUCCCUUUAGAGAGCUGAAUCUGAUGAAGCAGAGACAUCUCAGUCUGAUGAAUCUUCUUCAUCACUUUUUCCCUGAAAUAAGAAAACUAGAAGUAAUAGACUGUGACUCCUACAAAGUGGUGUUGAUCUUUGAUGGUCUGGAUGAGUGUCGACUUCCUCUAAAUUUCCAGAAGAAUGAGAGACUGUGUGAUGUGACAGAGUCAGUCUCAGUGGAUGUGCUGCUGACGAACCUCAUCAAGGGGAAUCUGCUUCCCUCUGCUCUCCUCUGGAUAACCUCUCGACCAGGAGCAGCCAAUCAGAUCCCUCCUGAGUGUGUAGACCAGGUCACAGAGGUACGAGGGUUCAGUGAUCCUCAGAAAGAGGAGUACUUCAGGAAGAGGAUCAGUGAUCAGAGCCUGGCCAAUAAAAUCAUCUCACACAUGAAGUCUUCAAGAAGCCUCUACAUCAUGUGCCACAUCCCAGUCUUCUGCUGGAUCUCAGCCACUGUUCUAGAGAGAAUGUUGGGUGAAGCAGAGAGUGGACAGAUCCCCAAGACUCUGACUCAAAUGUUCACACACUUCCUGAUCUUUCAGAUCAAACACAAGGACCAAAAGUACCAUCAGAAAUGUGACCCUGACCCUCAGCAGACCAGAGAGAGUAUCCUGGCACUGGGAAAACUGGCUUUCCAACAGCUGGAGAAAGGAAACCUGAUCUUCUAUGAGGAAGACCUGAGAGAGUGUGGCAUUGAUGUCAGAGAAGUGUCGGUGUACUCAGGAGUGUGUACCCAAAUCUUCAGAGAGGAGUUUGGGCUUCACCUGGGGAAGGUGUUCAGCUUUGUACAUCUGAGUGUUCAGGAGUUUCUGGCUGCUUUAUAUGCAUUUUUCUGCUUUAUUUUUAGAAAGACAAAUGUGUUAGUGGAGCAAAGCACUGGACGUUCUAAUUGCUUCAGAAAGUCAGACAUGUCUGAUCUCCUCAGGAGUGCAGUGGACAAGGCCUUACAGAGUGAGAACGGACACCUGGACCUGUUCCUCCGCUUCCUUCUGGGUUUCUCACUGGAGUCCAAUCAGACUCUCUUACGAGGCUUAAUGCCACAGACAGGAAGCAGCUCUCACAGCAAACAGGAAACAGUCGAGUACAUCAAGGAGAAGAUCAGGGAGAAUCCAUCUCCAGAGAAAUCCAUCAAUCUGUUCCACUGUCUGAAUGAACUGAAUGAUCAUUCUCUAGUGCAGGAAGUACAGACUUACCUGAACAGAGGAGGUGACAGUCGUCUCAGUGGAACCAGACUCUCUCCUGCUCAGUGGUCAGCUCUGGUGUUUGUGUUACUGAACUCAGAUCAGGAGCUGGAUGAGUUUAAUUUGAGUAAAUAUGACCGAUCAGAGGAAUGUCUUCUGAAGCUGCUGCCAGUGGUCAAAGCCUCCAGAAGAGCUGAGCUGUGUGGGUGUGAUCUGACAGAGGAAAGCUGUAGAGUUCUGUCCUCAGUUCUCAGAUCAAACUCCUCCAGACUGAGAGAACUGAACCUGAGUGACAAUAACCUGCAGGAUUCAGGAGUGAAGCUGCUCUCUGCUGGACUGGAGAAUCCACACUGUACACUGGAGAUACUGAGUCUGUGUGGGUGUGAUCUGACAGAGGAAAGCUGUAGAGUUCUGUCCUCAGUUCUCAGAUCAAACUCCUCCAGACUGAGAGAACUGAACCUGAGUGACAAUAACCUGCAGGAUUCAGGAGUGAAGCUGCUCUCUGCUGGACUGGAGAAUCCACACUGUACACUGGAGAAACUGAGGAUGCAGUACUGCAGGAUUACAGAUGAAGGCUGUGCUGCUCUGACUUCUGCUCUGAGGUCAAACUCCUCAUCACACCUGAGAGAACUGGAUCUGAAGGGUAAUAAUCCAGGAGAAUCAGGAGAGAAGCUGCUCUCUGAUCUACUGAAGAAUCCACACUGUAACCUGGAGACACUACACAUUAACUAUAAUAAACUCACCAGCACUGGCGUAUGACGGGAGUCUCACCUCAAACCUCUUCUCCAGGAUAAAGCAGUCUUGGUGAAGAGUUAGAACCCGUCCCACAUUUCCAGCAGUUUGGGAGCUGAAUCAUUAAACUUAAAGGGGCAGAGCAGAAACAAAGUCAAGAACAGGCAGAAGGUCGUACACAGGAGAAAUCAACACACAUAGCCAAAUAUCUGCUGUACAAAGCAACGGCACCGAUCUGCCCCGGGGAUGGAGACUGACGAGGCUUAAGUACACGUCCGGAAAUGUACAGCCAACUCAUCCCAAAGGCGGGAGCAGGCGUGUACGAGAUGUGAUCGUCCAAUGGCAAGCAGGAACAUGACGCACUGCAGUGGACUGGGCUUAAAAGAGGAGGAGAGAAGACACCCAUCCCUCCCCCGACAUAGACACACGAAUGCAACACAGUACAAACAUAAAUACAUCUGAGGACGUAACAAUGGCCAAGUAUCAAAUAAAAUGUAAACGUGCAUUGAUGAAGGUAAUGUUGUUAGUAAUUGUUUAUAAAUUACCAUGGUAACACGGAGCUCCAAGUUAUAAAAAUAUGGAGUUUGUCAUCAACCAAACAGUAACCAGUUUUAAUACCUAAAAAAGUUUACGUAGCAAAAUUUAGCAAAGCGCUUUACAGUAAAUUAAAAUGUAAAAUUAAACUAAUGAAAUGUUGUGCAGCACAUGCUUAUGUUAAUGUUUGUUUCAUUAUAUGAUCAUAUAAAUAAAUAAAUACUCCCAAAGUCACCAGAAUUGAAAGCUUUUUGCUGUUAAACAUUUAGAGAUUGAGGUUGUGGUGACUCAGUAUUUCACUCAGUAUAUCUGGGUAAGACACAGUGAACGACUCACUGCUGGCAUUCAUGAAGAAGUCAUAAACUCCACUGGAAUAAUAAAUAGGAUCUAAUAAAACCAUGAGUGGAAAUUAUUGGUGUAAGUUUGUUAGGAUAGACUUCCUCCAACCUGGAACUAUAUCCUCCAGUCCACGCGGUGGCGGUAACGCGCCUAACAGCUGCGUCUCCGACCAGUAGAAAUCACAGAAGAAGAAAAAGCUGCAGCGGGUAUCUCCUGAGCAGUUGAGUUAUUACACCGAACUAAUCAUCUCCAGAUUAAAUUAUUUCUGACAGUUUUACAGUUAGAUUUGAUCCAGUUUAAACAUAAAAGCUGGUUAUUUUGUCUGUGUUUGAAGAAUUAAAACUUCGUUCUGUUUUUAAACCCGAGAUUCUUACUGAGGUGCUGUUUUCCACAUGCAGUGCUUGGCUGUGUUGGAGGUCACCAAGAAAGACUUCCUGGCUGUCAUGUGGAAGCUAAGUGGGCUGGGGUCAAAAGGGUUUCUGGCCAUGGUGCUUGUGCUGCAGUGAUCUUGUUCUCCAUCACACUCCAACACAGGUAGCCAUCUUCACCCUCUCCCAAGAGGUGAAGAGUCAAGACUCACAGGGGACUCGGGGCACAAGGUGGGGGGACACCCAGGACAGGGUGCCAACCCAUUGCAGGGCACAAUUGCACACAUUUUUUAGAGAUGCCAAUCGGCCUAUGACACAUGUCCUUGGACUGCGGGAGGAAACCAGAGUACCGGAUGAAACCCCCUGAAGCACGAUGAGAACUACGAUGCAGGGCAGAGGCAGGAAUCGAACCUCCAACCCUGGAGGUGCAAGGCAAACAUGCUAACCUGGGGGCAGCAAUUUCCUUGGGCCCCGAGCUAGCAAGAGCCCCCAAAACGCUGCAUAAACUUAUAUGUCCAAAGCCCAGGCUGACCCCCCACCCCUUCAACCUUUGCAGCAAUGCUGGCAGCACUAUUUCCCAAAGACAACCUCUGGAUAUGACGCUGAGCACGUGUACUCAACUUCUUUGGUCGACCAUGGCGAGGCCUGUUCUGAGUGGAACCUGUCCUGUUAAACCGCUGUAUGGUCUUGGCCACCGUGCUGCAGCUCAGUGUCAGUGUCCAAAGCCUGUGGUGGUGGCAGUGCAUGGCGUGUGUGUGGAAGCAGGUCUGUUGGGAGUGUUAAGUACCAUCAUCUCAUACACUCAGCAAACAAUAUGGAUGGAACUUUCCAGAGUUGUGGUGUCACUUUCCUGCAAAGCUUUAACCAUCAGAGAGUUAUCUUUUACUGGGGCUUUUAGCUGCAGGAGACUGAAUUACUAAGGUUUUUUUUGUGGAUCUGAUUUCUUCUUUCGCAGGAGUGGAUCUAAUCACAGCCUGUGAUAUUCGUCUGUGCACACAGGAUGCCUGGUUUCAGGUGAAGUCGUGUGUUCCCUGAUAGUCAAUGAUUGCUGGAGCUCUGGAAAUAGCAGGUGAGAUUGCAGGCCGAGUCCCGUCGCUGUCCAGGGAACCAAAAUCAACCUCCUCUACUCCUGAGACCACAGUGUGACUGAGAGCCUAGACUACAUGGCUACUUGGAACAUGAACAUGUUGCAGACACAGGAUCUUAUGAAGUCAGCGCAGGCAGCCCUGGAAAAGAAGAGUCCGAAAGACGUGCCCUUCUCCAAGCUUUAAAGGAGAAGAUCCAGGGCUGUUGAAGCUGCGGUGGAACUGAGACUUCAUCAUCCACAUAUCUUUAAUUCUUCUUGCUAAGUCUCAGUUUCUUUUUAGUCUUUUUAUUUUUAGACUGGUCAAAAGACUGAUUAGUGGACGUGAAAUGAUGGAUGAACUUUUAAUUACUUGCUUUAUUAUUUGCAGGUGCCUUGUACAGUAAGACAGGGUAACUAAUACUCAAAAGCUUGUUUUGUGUGUUAACAUGUACAGUAGAUGGACAUAUUUUUUCUGGUGCUGUGUGACUGCAGAAUGUAGUGCAGUUAACACAGUAAAUUUCCUUGGAUGCUCACUUUUAACUCGAGGAGGUCACAGUUUGCCCAGACAUCUUUUAUAUAAAUCUGUUAAUCUGUCACCCACACGUCAUUCUGGGGGACGAAGAGGAGGAAGCUGGACAGAUAAAUUUAUUUAUUUAUUUAUCAUUGCUGUGUUUCCUCAAUCAAGUGCAGAAAGAAGAAAAACAACACAACUGAUUUAAAAUAAAAAUAUAGAAAACAAUCUAAUGUAAGGUUCUGAUCCGGUUUGCUUUCAGCAGGAAGGCUGUCCUCUUUCCUGUUGCUCUUUCCCUUCUAUUAGUCCAUUUGUCCAGUCUGAAUCGGUUUGAUUCGUUUCGAGACGAUUCGGAGUCAAAUAAUUUUCUAGUGAGAGUCGCACACUUCCAAACGAACUAGACUGAGAUGAGUAUUUGAUUCUCACAAGAAAGUUAUUCGACUCUGAAUCAACUCGAAAUGAAUCAGUCAAACUGAUUCAGACUCUAUAAAAGGACUAUGAGAUGUGAUUAAGAUAUAUAUUCCAAUGUUUUGCUUUACAAUUCCACUGUGUGUGUGUGUGUGUGUGUGUGUGUGUGUGUGUGUGUGUGUGUGUGUGUGCGCGCACGUGUGUUUUUCAGGGGAAUGAGAAACUCUGACACAACAGUACAUCCUGACCAUUGGUACUGUGUACACAUCAACAUACACACACGUCUCCAUGCUGGACAUCUCAGGAGCUUUCACACACAGUGCUAGGAAUAUCACAGGACAGAGAAACGCACCUCCAAAGUGAGCGAGUUUAGUGUCAACCGGUGAAAUUUGCUGUAGCGUGAACGCUUCGCCUCUGUAAGCUUCACUCUCCGUCAGGUUCACUGUAAUUAGACAUAAAAUGUACAUAAUGUUUAUUUUUCAUACAUUUAGGAUUUAAUGUUUUUUUUUUUUGUUUUUUUUUUUACUCUUCGAGGAACAGAAAUGAUCUUUCGAGGCAGCUUCUUCAUCACUACCUGCUCUGUUUGACUCAAAAAUGUAACGACCGGUUUCAAAAAGUCACGAUGUCUUCAGUUCAUGUGAUUUUACUGUUGAAUUUAAACAGGAAAUGUGAAAUAUUUUUUUCCUUUGUUUCCUCUACUGUCUUUUUGCUGUGAUCUUGAACACAGUUGUAAUUUUUUUAAAAUAAUAAAUAAAUGAUCAUUCUAUUCUUUCUCACUUUCCUUGUCCUAAUUGUCCUGUAUCUGUUAAAUCCGUUUCAUCUCUGGUCUUUCUGUCUGUAUGAACACUUGUAGAAAUGACUUGUAGUCCAUAUUUUUAAAUGAUUCAUGAUUUUGAAUUUAAAUAAAGAUAUUCUUUAAUUCUG
Molecule: messenger RNA, 7216 nt
Organism: Ictalurus punctatus (channel catfish)
Lineage: Eukaryota; Metazoa; Chordata; Actinopteri; Siluriformes; Ictaluridae
Product: NLR family CARD domain-containing protein 3
Exons: 19
Coding region: 325-3093 (922 amino acids)
Molecular function (GO): protein binding
Source: RefSeq, a predicted model, not a curated record